CCAUGAGACCAAGAUGGCGGCUUCAGCGAAAGGAAAAAUCAAAACAAGUGUUCAUUAAGUAGUAUCAUUGUUUAUAAAACGGGCCUCGCAGGACAAAAAAAAUAGCGAAUGUGUAAAGCAGCCCUGUAGGCAUGACAACGCGGAAAAGGCACAGUAGGGUGGUGGCUCUGGCGCUUUCAGAGGAGCGUGAAAGGAGGCGAAAAGCCGGUGUCUCUGAUACCGAACAACGAAAAACGAAUAAGAUGUGCAGGGGCCUGAGACAGACACAGCAAUCACCAACUGUAGACACUUCUUAUAAGUCUCGCAACAAAGAUGUGAGGACUCCUAGGAGGUGCACGAGGGUCAAUCGCAAUCCAGUAAGAUGUGUUGAGUCUCCUAGCAAUGAUUCAGAGUUUCACGAAGACAUCAUCUGGGACCCUUCGUCGCCAACUCCUAUCGUGAAUGGGAAAGGCUGUAACAAGUCAAAAAUGAGCGGAAAGGCAGUGGAAAUCUCGGACAUCGUCAAUCGGAUUGCUCCCAAGGAUGACAGGCCAAAAGCCUCAGAAGCUGUGCUGCUUGAUAUGUGGUUUGGUGAUGGUAUUCCAUGCACUCCUGAGGUGGUUCAUAGCAGAUCCAAGAAAAAAUCUUCAAGGCAAAAUGGAGUGGAGGAACUUAUGAAGCUUGCUAAGCAAUUUGAUAUAAAUAUGAUACAGCAAGAUACAGAACAAAGGACUGAAAUUCUUAAUUACAAAUUGGAACAGGACCUUUCCACUGAAAAUGAAAACAGUUUGGGAAACACUAUUCCUCUUUUUUUUAGCAAACCUUCCUCAAGUGACAUCAGUGCUGUCCAAAAAGGAAUUACUGGGAUAGUGGAAGAAAUUAGAAUGGAGCACGGUACCCAGAAGUUUGUGGAUUCUAAGUUAGAAGAUGAAAUGAAUGCUCUUUUUGAUGGACCUACUCAGCAUCUCAGUGGAAGACUGAGUCAAAGUUCAGUUAGUCAUUCACAGCAACUGAAAGUGCCUACAGUUACAACCAGAAGUGUUUGUGAAAAGGCUGCUGGUUUAGGGUUCGUUGCACCUCUUGAUGUUGGAUCAGUCAAAACUAUCUCUUCGCCAGAGUCACAUGUGAAAAUCACAGAAGAAUCUGCAAUGUUAGUGGCAUCAAAUAAUGAUUUUAAUGAUGACUGGGCCAAUGAUGAUUUGUUAGAUGAUUCUUUCUUACUUGAAGUUACCCAAAAUCCAGACUUAAUCACCUCUGCAGAAGAAGGUAGACGGUCCUCUAAUCAUGCAGGUCCUUCUUCUGAAAAAAAUGGUGUUCAGAAUGCCAGCAGUGCAUCUGCAACAGGUCUCAACAGCACAGUGUGUGGACAGUCCAGCAUCAGUUGUUUCACAACUGGAUUUGAAAGAAUAAAUGAAAAAGCAAAAAACAGAAGUACUUUCACAUUGGAGGCAAACCCCCAAUUUAAGGUAAAAGAGACAUUUUCACUUGAUGAAGCUAGAUCUAUGCAACAGGAGUGCAUUUUGCAGGAUUAUAAAAACAAAAUAAAUGAAUCAAGUCUCAGUGAAAUUGGCAGGAGAAUCUCUGUGAGACCAGAUAAAAAUAUUCAGAAAUAUCAGCAGAGUCAUUCCCAAAAAACACCCAGUGCGCUCAUACCCUACAUCCAGCAUACUACAAAACCCUCUAGUGCCACAAAGCCUGUAUCAUCUGGACCUUUGAAGUCCAUACUUCAGUGUGAUAGACAAGUAGAGACCAAUGUUAAAGAAAAGCAGGCAUUGUCCUUUGGGUUUGGCAGUGAAUCUAAAAUUUCUGAAGGAGACUUUGACUCUCUUUGGGAGGAUGGAGAUGAUGACCUCCUCUAUCUGGCUUGUGAUGAUGUUGAAAAGUUGUCCACUAAUCGGUGUGCUGAAUUAGGCACAAGUUCUGCUGUUGCAUCCUUGCUAAAAACAGCUCUCCCACAGUCAGCUAUUGUCCAAAGCAAAUUAGAAUCUAGGCCAGGUUUAGGCAUUGAUAAAGGGAUUCAUGCAGGAACUAAAAGCAGUACCCAAAGUGGAAUCAUGGAGUACACAAAAAAUAAACCCACGACUGCUUUCAAACGGUCCAGCUCUUUCCCGUCAAGUACUGGUGCCCCUGUAAGUACUUUGUGUAGUGUCUCAAGCAGUACAACAGCAGCUGCAAAUGUGUCUCAGUCUUUAAACAACAGAAAGAACUGUAGAAAUGUAAAUUAUUCCCUGACCGCUUUCAAGCCACAGGACUUUUCAGAUAUGAGUGAGAGGCAAAAUGUGUUUGAACAAACAAGGAGCACUUCUGUAGAAAGCAAGACAGGGGAGGGAAAUCAGGUGAAAGGAGCAAAGUAUGGGAGUGCAAGCUGUUUGCAAAACCUCAAUAACAAGAGUGUCACCUCAUCUGUAAGAUUCCCUGAAACAUCUAAACAGGCUUCUUUCAGGAGGCAUCAGUCUGACCCUGCAGCACUGAACAGCAAAGUCUUUGUCAAUAAUCAAAGGACUGUUAAGUGUUCUGCAGAAGAGAUUGAAAGAAAGAAACAGGAAGCAAUUGCACGAAGACGACAACGGCUGCAAGCAAAUCAGAAAAAUGAAGCACCAACUUGAAUAGUGAUAUCAGUGUGUUUAUGGGUGAACCUUUCAGCCUUGGAAUUGGAGAAGUCUUUUGAAUUGAUGAGUCUGAUUACUGCACUUAAAUAUAGAUUGACCUGUUUUGCGAAUUCAGAGGGUUUCAAGAGAAAAAGAUUUCUUUAUGUGACCUUAAAAUGGAAACAUUCAGAUUUUGUUGGUUGUUCAAUUUUUCAAGAAAAAAAAAAGGUUUCUGUUUUUCAUGUUUUGUCUAAAGUUUUUUUACAUGGAUAACAAUUGUAAGUGAUCGCACUGAAAGCCUUUCCAAAAGCCUUUAAAAUGCAUUUGCAUUUAAAAUCUGUAUAGUGAAGUGUCCAAAGGUAAUUCCACAUGUUCCGAAUCAUAAACUAACUGUGGUGUUUACAAGCCUGGUCCAUUGGUGCAGAAGUUGACAAUGUAUGUAGAUAAUGCCUUUUAGACCUUUGCCUUAGUUUACAUACCUUUCUAACCAUGUGGAAUGGGGCGAUUUACGUGUUUAUAUGCACUCCGGGCAAUGAUAAACCUAUUAAUAAGGGCAUCUCAUCACACUAGGAGCUUUUGUGAUACCUCAAGGUUUUUUACGUUGAAGCUCCAAGUUAAAAUUGUAUCUUUAAAAAAAAGUGUUUAUCUCAGAUAAUCUGGAUUCAAAUAGAUAUCAUCACUUGAAGAUUAUUCCAUGUUUUGGAGGAUACCUGCGUGUAAAAGGCUUGCUGCUGCGAGCUAAGUUGAAUUGCAAAUCCUAAGUGAGGGAAUAAAAAGUAACUUGUGGGGCAGCAUAGUGGUGUGGUGGUAAGCACCACUGCCCGGAAUUUGUCCUGUGUUGGAUUUGAAGGCUGGGACACCUUACAGUAUGUGUAGAGGCUACAUGUUAACCCUCUCAGUACUCCUAUAUCCUUCCUCUGUCCAAAAAUGUGCUGAGUAGGUUAUUUCAUUUUUCCAACUUUAGCCUGUGCAUGUGCCCAGCAAUGGACUUGGCAUCCCAACUGGAUUGACCCUGUGCUCCCAGGUAGACGGGUUGCGGCAAUAUUUACCAUAAAUAAGUGGCUUUCGGACAAUGGGAGAAUGGAUAUGAUUUGUGUAGGAGCUGAAGAAUGAAAAGCAGAAAUACAGUUAAUGUCGCACUUGAGGACCCAAGUGGCCUGCCCCUGCUGUACUGGACACUACAUGUCCCAUGACCCAUCACCAGAACUGGUUGUAAAUGUUUGUGACUAUUUGAAUCCCCCUGGCUAGUGGUUAUGUAUGGAGGUUUUGGCUUAGUACAGUAGUUUAUAAUUUUAAGAGAAAUGGCAGAGCACUGAUGUUGGUGUAAUUGGUUGAACAGACAUUGCACCAUUAUGUGUAGCUGGCUGGAAUGGAAAUAGUGGAGCCUGCCAGCCUUAUUGAAGUGCCAAAAAACUUAAUUAAAAUUUGUAACAUGUUUUCCUGGUUUAUACUACUAGGAGUAUAGUCCAAAGCAUCAGCUGCACAUUACUGUGGAAUUAAGUGCUUGAAAUGUAAGAAGAAUUACAGUAUUAUGGUUUGAUUUUAUCUAAAACUUUUAACACUUAAGCAUUUUUCAUAAUUUAUGUAAUGGGCUUCAUCAGUUGGGAUUUCAAAGAGAGACAGACUGGCGGGGGAAUUAUCCUAUAGAGGUGCUCAGCUAGUACAAUUUCAAUGAUUUCCAGUUAGAGCUUCCUGGCUGUAGUCUGAGCAUGCUACAGAAUGGGUAACCUUGGUGGGCACCUGUGAGGUUGUUGUGUCACUCCCUACCUCUUAUUUUAAUUAUCAUUUUCAGCAGGAAAAAAACAGAGGAUGGCUUUAACAAGUGCAGGUUUAAGAAAAAUGCAUGAACCGCCUUCACUGCUCUUUUGUGCUUUAAUAAGGAAUGUAGCCAAUUUGAUUCACACAGAGACAAAAAAAAAUGAUCUGAGAUUUCAAAUUGUGAUUGAAAAAAUGUCUAUAGCCUUAGUGUUAUCUAAGCUAGUAUCUUCCUGUGGCAAUCAUGUUCUUUCAUUAUUUCGCAUUCUCUCUGAAGUUUAUUUGCAGAAAUAGUAGUGUAAAAUGUACUGUAUGACUUAUUUUCGAAAGAUUAUCCGGUUAUACUCGUCACACUUCUGCUAACAGUAUUUCUUUUAAAUCUCUAGUCAUUCCAUCUGAAUAAAAAUAACUGCAACUUGGAAUUAAUUUUUAUUUAGACAUAUGCCUGAGGAAAAUUACUCAGAUGAGUAAUAUGAUAUUCAAAUGAGGAAAGUAACUUUUCUUUUGGAACAAUUUGAGAAAACAGUCAUUUACAGUGACUGGGUAGCCAUGCUCCCAUUGAUUGAGCCCAUGCUGAGAGAAGUGAGAAUGUGGUAAUAACGAAAGGGUGGGACAGCAGCCUCUGUCCUAGCUUUCCAGGAGUUUACACAAAAACUCAGCCCAAAGUGAGCUUCAGAUCUGUGCCUGCUGGCCUUUGUAACUUUGACAUGUACAAUAAAUUUAAUUAAUGUAACAAAAA
Lepisosteus oculatus (spotted gar) is the source of this 5061-nucleotide messenger RNA. Its product is annotated as ETAA1 activator of ATR kinase. Gene Ontology annotation, biological process: regulation of DNA damage checkpoint; positive regulation of protein serine/threonine kinase activity; DNA damage response. Gene Ontology annotation, cellular component: nuclear replication fork. NCBI's taxonomy places the organism in Eukaryota, Metazoa, Chordata, Actinopteri, Semionotiformes, Lepisosteidae. The record is from RefSeq and is a predicted model, not a curated record. Gene Ontology annotation, molecular function: protein serine/threonine kinase activator activity.